This is a messenger RNA of Spirometra erinaceieuropaei, 11955 nucleotides long. The record is from the annotation of a GenBank genome assembly. Lineage: Eukaryota; Metazoa; Platyhelminthes; Cestoda; Diphyllobothriidea; Diphyllobothriidae.
AUGGCCGCUGAACAACGCCGUGUCGGUCCACCCUGUGAUGAGGAUGUUUCCGGACUCCAUCUUCAGGAGCUACCACUGACAACUGGCAACGGCACUAUUCUAUGCGACGUAUCCACCCCAUCUCAUCGUCCAUUUGUGCCACCAUCUCUCCGCCGCAAAGUUUUCUCCUCCCUGCACAGUAUGUCUCACCCUGGGAGUCGAGCAACCGACAAGCUGGUUUCCGACCGCUUCGUCUGGCCUGGAAUGCACAAGGACCUGAAAGCAUGGACACGGGCGUGUCUCGGCUGUCAACGGAAUAAAGUCCGACGGCACAACAAAACUCCCAUUGGCACCUUGCCUACUCCGGACGCACGGUUCAGUCAUAUCCACCUGGACAUCGUAGGCCCCCUGCCUCUGUCCAAUGGCUGCUCCUAUCUCCUUACCUGCGUGGAUCGAUUCACCCGGUGGCCGGAAGCUAUUCCACUGCCUGAUGUCGCAGCUCCAACGGUCGUCAAGGCUUUCCUCAGUCGUUGGGUUGCCAUUUUCGGUGCUCCCUCCAUUAUCACGACUGAUCGUGGUGCCCAAUUUGAAUCUCACCUCUUCCAGUCUUUAAUCUCCUUUUUAGGCUGUACUCGCAUCCGCACUACAGCCUAUCAUCCGGCAGCCAACGGGAUGGUCGAGCGGUUUCACCGUCAGCUGAAGGCCUCCCUACGCGCCGCAGACGAUCCGGAGAACUGGACAGACCAUCUCCCCCUAGUCCUCUUGGGCAUUCGCUCCUCCCUCAAGUCGGACCUUGAUUGUUCUGCCGCUGAACUCGUGUUCGGUGCCACCGUCCGACUUCCCGGUCAGAUGAUCUCGCCAACCCCGCGAGUUGCAGUUAAGGAUCCCACCAACCUCCUGCAUCGCCUCCGGCAAUUCCUGCGGACACUUUCUCCGGUUCCUCCCAGGUCCUCCGCCUCUCCGUCUUAUCUCGAAAAGGACUUGGCAACGUGCUCUCACGUCUAUCUCCGAUGUGAUCGAGUCCGCCGGCCCCUGGAACCACCCUACGGUGGCCCCUUCCGAGUUAUCUCUCGUGGGACGAAGAACUUCCGCAUCCAACGCGGCACUCGCGAGGAGGUCGUGAGCGUGGACCGUCUCAAAGCUGCCAUCUCGGACACUCCUACGGAUGAGCCCUAUGGUCCCCUACCCCCUGCUCCGCCUCUCCGACCCUCUAUUCCACCGUCCCGUAUACUUCCUCUGCCCUCAUGUCCACAACUCCCAACUGCAACUACCCCUUCAUCAACAAACAACACUGUAACCGCGAGCCAUACUCACUCUAAUCCUGUGCCCCCUGUAUAUAUCACCCGUAGUGGACGCCAUGUUCACUUUCCUGACCGUUUCGUUACUCAUGUUUUUUAGACAUAAACAGUUCCUUCGGUAUCGCUACGCGCCACCUUCGGUCUAGCCGGGGGUACUGUAGCAGUUCGCGUCUCCUCGCUCUCCGCCUUUGUCACGCUACCCUCCUGUCCGCCUCACACUCCUUGUCGAUGCGCUGAUGGGAUGCGCGAGUGCUCGAAGCCAAUCAACGCUGCCCCCACUCUGAUUGGCUGGCGAGUGGAGACAACGAAGGGCACACACACGCGCUAACACAACACUUCGAAGGCGGACACAGACAACAGCUCGCUUGGAGCACGCUUGCGGCGACUGCCCACACAGCCUUUGUGUACACGCUUUCCAAGCAGUAAAGUUUGUCCAACUCAAACCGUCUUCCCUGACUUUUGAUUGGGAAUCUUUAUCUUGUCGACUACAAUACUUCCGACAAACCCUCCAAAACUUAAAAAACUACCACUAACUUUAUUUUAAACUCCUUUCCGACGGGAGUUGCUUUCACUGCUGGCCGGAUUUGUGUUUGACGCUUCUCUGACAAUGCCUGUAAGCUGGCAUUAAGUGCAGUGAUUAUUAUUAUUACUGUUAUAAAUAUGCAGUCGGAAUGGACAAGUUUAUUUCAAGAAUUUACUUCUAUUCUAAGGAGAGUGACGUCAAGAGAUCCGAAGGCGCGUGCUAUGCCAAUAUCAGCCAACCAUUGUCUUCGCAGUCUCUUAUGCGCUGACAGUCCCCUGACCCCUGGUUCCCUGCCGGUGGAUGCGUUUGAAUUCCCGCUGUGUAUACAGGUGGUGGACAUGACUGCCCAGUUAUCAUGCUAACCCUUCUGACCCCUGUUGGGGUGUUGUUGUUGGUCACAAACCUGGUCAUUUGCAAUAUGGACCAGGGGGUGUGGAGUGGAACGCUAGUUGCAGGCUCGACCGUGCCAUCCACUUGUCUCUCUCCCAUCUGCGGCCUUUUUAACUCCGUUUUGACAUCUGAUCCAGAUGGGUAGUGGAGAAGAGAGAGUUCGGUAGAUGCUGCGCAACUCUACAUCCACUUUGGACGCAGUCACGCGCAACUAACCCUCCCGGCCUUAUCUUGUUUUGGAGGACACGAUUAACAUCGUCGGAAUCGACGACCGAACUGUCAUUCUAUGCCACAUUCGCUGUAAUGGCGAUUGCGGGAUCUUUAGUAUUUUGCAAGAAGGCAGUGGAAGUUGGACCGUACCUUCGAUAAACAAAGCUGUGACGUCAGUCGUUAGCAUACGAUAUAAUACAUCGUUGCUGCCGAGAAGACCCAUUCAUUUAUGGCAAAGACAAUCUUGUGUAAAUAAAGAAAUUGCUGUAUUCGCAUCGACGAUGACUUUAAUGGGGAUGGCGUGGAUCUGUAUCAUAGGCGACUGACAGUGCCUAAGGGGCGCUAUAAUAAACCUAUUCUAUUGAAUAAAACUGGGGCUAUUAUGUAAAUUAUCAGUGCAAACUGAAAUAAUAUGUCUAGCCGCUCUAAUUUUAGCCUUAAGAGAGGAGGAAGUCCGCUCUUUUCGGCGUUGACCGAACGCCUUGUCCUUUGGCCACUGGUCCGAGGGGCGGUAUGUGGUUUCUCGGCCGCGAUGAUUAAACUGUUGCGUCGCUCGUGGGUGUCCAGCCUGCCGACGAGGUUCUCUCUGCUGCCGAUAACCAGGCGUGUGCGUCCACGAUUUUAUGGAAGGUCGGUUAUCUGGCACACUAGGGUCUAUAUAAAGUAUGCGGGGAGCUCGUUAAUUGACAUCGUCCAAAUCGCCAGACAACUAGAUCCGCAAUUAAUGAGAAACUUCUUGGGAACCAAGCCCCCCUUAAAGUGAUACAGUGCCACCCUAGCUAGAUGCUCAGCCGCCGAUGAAGGGUAUGCGUCGUAAGUUUUGCUAGGAUAACUCGAAAAAUUUUCAAUACGUUUCGGCGUUUUCUUGGCGGCAGUUUAGUAGUUGGUCUAUUGCCCCCUUCUCGGACGGCAGACAAGUCUGGAAUAGACGCUGCAAUUGUUCGUAGAACACGGCAAGGGACUUGUUGCAGGAUGUGCCAGCACUCAAAGCCUUAUCCAUCUGGACAUCGGCCAAAUACUUAGGCUUUGUUCGACGGCGUUCCUUCAGCGUAAUUUCUUCAAUGUGAAAGCGCGUGCGACGUAAACAGCGCCCAAACGUUUUACGCAUAAUCAUAGUCCUAGCAAAAAAUAAUGAAAAAAGCCAGCAUGUAUCACGCUGAAAAGGCUAAUUAAUGCUAAAUUACAAAAAAUCUUAGGGGAAUUGCGGGGAAAAGCAUGUUAACUCAAUUUCAAGUGUUCGCCAACGCUAUAUAUGGUGUCCUUGUUUUAUUCUCAUUUCCAUGGCUUUUCCAUGCUCUUGCGGUUUUAUUCCGUCUUUCUAAUCUCAAUUUUUUAUGAGUUUCGCAAUAAUUUGUUAUUCUUGGGUGUUAUUACAUAUAUCGUCUGGUUUACAGCGAAAUCCCAGACUUCCGUUCUUGGAGUUCUGUUGAGUACUUAAGUGUUUAGCUAAGGCUAUGGCCUUAGCUAGACACCGGCAUUCUCAUCGAACAUUAAGAAUUACUUAUAAGUACAUUUUAGUCUUUGAUGAGAAUGCCGGUAAAAUAUUCAUGAUUCCUUGAGUUGUGUGAAUUUCUGUACUUUUAGUUUUGGCUGCUCGACUGACUUGCGGACUAUACUUGAAUAUUGACCUACAAGUUUGGAGCGAUCUUCAAGUCCGGAUGAUUACUCGGAGGGCGUGUUUACCAGUUUUCCGGAGGAUUUGGUGUUUUGAAAGACAGAGUGAGAUAAUUACUUCUCUCAACUGCUAAGUCUUUAAAAGGGGGAUUUUGUCCAACGCUUACCAAUGUGAAGAACUAUGGGCUUCACGUCUGAACACACCGGCUUUCAACACACAUUCUGCCUGUAUAUCCUAUCUUUUUGUUCAUGCUUGCAGCUGACCUUGGCACGCAGAUACUACACAGACUAUCAAAUAACAUACCAGUUACUCCAUUUGAUUACGACGUCGUAAGUUUACUCGGAUAUACUCAUCUCCCAGUUCGUGAACAAAGUUCAACUGGCUGAUAGCACUUUUCUGGAUUUCCUGGAAAAAAUAAUUUUCAAGUAAGCCAUUUAACGAAAAAUUAACCCUAAAGGUUCGGAAAAACGCAAAGUGCACUCCGUGUCUUGCCGUCAACAUCACACGCUGUGGUCCGUGUGUACAUGCAUCAUAGAGAGGAAACCCGCCUGCUUAACAUUUUGCGUCGUCGUGUUAGUUUGCGCGAUUUUUAACUAGACAGAAGUCCGAUACGUGCGUAUUUCUAGAUGAAGUGUCUGCAAAUUUAUUGCUUGACCGAUUCUUGGAAACGAGGGAUCUGAAGUCGGCUCUGAGCAUAAUCUGGGAACUCUGCCUUCAGUCAUAUCUGGAGGAAAAUCCUCUUCGACCAUACCUUCUCUGUCAUUGGGCUGAAACCAUAUCGUUAGCCCUACAAUCGGAUGACAUCUUAGAGAAGCAACAAGAAGACCCUAUACAAGAGCUGGACGAAAACGAGGAGGUAGUCCCAUUUGAUUCAACCUUAGAUUGCAUUUCAAUGAUCGUUGGUCCCCUGCCGACUUCGCUCUAUGCAAACACAGAUCAUCUUAUCAUAUGACGUCUUUAGUUUAAGUGUAAAUGAAUACGCCCAUAAUGCAAAAGCCUAAUGGGAAGGGCAGUGAAUUGAUUAAAGACCGGGAACUAGCUUCCGCACAACUCGCCACUGCACCUUCAGAUUUACGACUUACGUGGAACAACUUCACUGCUCCCACAACAUUCUGUGGGGUCUCGGUAAUAAGGCCCUGUUGCGAGAACAAGCCACAUCAAAUGGACAUACUUCGACUCUGCACAUCAAGGACUAAAAUUAGCAACACAAGCUUUAAUUUGCAUGAAUGCUAAGCUGAGAACCUUGGCGUCAACGAGUUGUCGGUGACUUCUAGCAACAAUUUUGUUUGCAGGUGUGAGUGGAUACUUCGCAAAGAUCUGCACUGUUCCACAAGACGGUCGACCAUCUUUUAUUUUCGGAGGCAGUUCAACGGUGGUCGACCCUCCUAAUUUCAGCUGGGGUCGUAAGUGGUUGUCAAAACAGCCGCGGGUGCCCCACAUGACUCUGUAGAGCGAGGCGUUCCUUUUCCAUUCGUGGUGAAUUUUCCGUUGCCAGUCUGGAUGGUUGCCCAUUCGCGAUCCCAUUCGCUCUAUUUGGAGCUAACUGCUCUCAGAAGCCAGACUGUUGCAGACGAGCCUCCUCCCUGUCUUGGGCUUCCUCCUGUAAUGGACUCUGAAGAUGUGGCUCCUUCCAAAUUGACCCCAGUCGUAGAGUCGUUCUGUAGUUCUGAAUCAGGUAUCUCGAUGGCAUGGUUCGUUACUCACACGAAAUAGUUCAAGCAAGGCCCGUGUAUCUGGUAAAAGGAAGAGUGUUAGAGUGGUUACUUUGUAUUGUGUGAGGGGUGGACAAAGAGAUGAGGAAUACGUCUCGACUACAAAAUAGGGAGUAACGAAAUAAUCAAACGGGGGUAGUGGAUACUGCACUCUUGAGGAUCUGGUGGCAAGACGUUUACAGAAUUCACUUUCUCAGUUGCAGUCGGCUCGAAGUCCCUGCCUGUAAGGCAAAGAGAGGUACGCUCAAAACUUUUCGGGCUCUACCCCCUUUUUUAGACAAGACAGUCUUGCUUGUCUUUACAAACAAACCAGUUGUCGCAGCGGCUGCCUUUAGCUCAGUCUAGCCACUCAUAGGGCGAUUUGUUAGAAAUUGUCUAAAUUUAACUUCAUGCUGUAAAUUUUCUGCAUGCCUGAAUAAGGACUGGGGAACCAGUUUGGACCGUACGAAAAGAAGUCUUCUUCCCCACUUUGCCUCGCAUUUCGGAUGUCCAUAUAUCGGUCGCAUGCUUGUUAAAGCGGUUGAGGCCAUUUUUUGAAAAGAAUUAUGAAACACUCCAUGUUUUAUAGCUCGAGCGAAAGUUCUUAUAAUCAGUAUGAACGACAAAGAGUAGGAUGUUCCUCCAUUGUUUUUAUAAAUCCAAGAAUUAACCAUUGAAAGAUACGGAUUAGCACGUGUCUUUUGUAGAAAGCAUCGGACUUUUAUGAACUUUUUGUCCCUUAUUCUAAAACCUUUUGACGGGCUGGUCUCCUUCUCUGAACGUGGUUCAGCUAUUUUCAACUUAGGUGAGUCCCCUAGUACAAAACGUUCCACAGUCUUAGUCUCGACGAACCCAGCUUACCUUCCGCAUUUGUGAUGCGUUCACUUUGAGUUGGUUUACUUUUUUGAAAUAACAUUUCUAAGAUAGUAGAAACGACCGAUCUGUUUUUAUUUUUAACCCGCUGGCCAUAGACCGGACUUCUAGUCAGAAUCAGGCAUUUUGACUUCGAACGGCUUUCACGGAAAUAAUUUUACUUUAGUCUUGCCUUUUUACUACCAUAAAUUAUUUUUUAAGGCAAUUUGACAUAGGAGUUUAGAGUCUCAAAAAUUCUCACAAAGGGAUCUAGAGGACUUAGCUUGGUUCCUAGCGUAUCUUUUCUGGAUUUCGGUGAUAACGCCUGUAUAACUUCGUUACGGCGCCUUCAAUAGUGUUUUAGGUACUCAUUUCUCUUGAUAAGUCCCCGAUAAAAGUGACCAGUACUUCCGACCGCAGAAGCUUGGCGCGGAGAGGUAGGUACUCCCAGGGUGUCUUUAACAUAGCAAGACAUUUCGACUGUUUUGAAGUAGCGAACAUUUACAUAAAAUGAUUUUGACUUAAGCCACAGUAGCGUUCCGCUGAAUAUACUGAAGUAUUCCCUAGAUCAUAUGAAGAUGGCAUCCACAGGUCUUACUUAAUUACGGGACGAAAAUGCAUGUUCAUUUUUGCUGUGGCAGAUUGACCUAAAGCCCCGUAUGCUGUUAAGUGGCGUCACCAAAUCGACGUUCAGUCAAUAACUACGAAAUAUCGUUGACAAACGUUAGUGAAAUCCCUCAUUUAUCUGCCGUCGCCAGACAGCGGUAAAGGAACACAGUGGGUGCAGAUCCCAGGUUCGAACCCCGACCCAGUUGAUCAUCAAGUUAAUGGCCUACUAUUGAACCGCAGGCUCUCAGCCUGUCGUUUGCUUUGCCGACUUUCUUGUCUGUUGGGGAUAGCCUCCAUUUGCCUAUUUUCGUUGCUGAUUAGCAGCGGCCAAUAGGGCUUUCACUUGUUUCUGUCGGUAUUUCCUCACUUGGAUUGUGUUCGUUAGGGAAAGUGCGUGAUGUUGCCGUAAUGAGGGGCAGUUCUAAUUUUCACCAGUAAAACAGCUACAUUCUUCUUCAUGUGAUUUCGCAGCUCGGCUGAACAAUUUGGCCAUUUGAGGAUCCAUAGGCAAAAGCUUUGCAAGUUCUACUACAGAGUGCUAAGUAUUGGAAUGUGUGAAUGGUUCUCCAGUUGCACACUAAGUCUUUGGAUCCGCGACCAUUCACUGUUUAUAGUCUUUGUUUCUGGCUCCGACCGAGCUGACAUUCAGGCACCUGAAGUCAACCGAAGCCACUAUUUAUCGUUGUAUUAUAGUAUUCCCCUUCGUAGACAAGGAGGAGUACUUGUCAUUCACAGGAAGUAAAAUGACACUGCCCUCGAAUCGCACCCGUUUUCCGAAUAGCUUGCUUCCACCUGACCCAACGAUCAACUGUUAAGUGUCUGUCGUCGCUGUGCGUGCCCUCCAUCCUUGCCGUCAGUGACUCAGCAAAAUAUGCUCCCAGCCGUGGUCUGCAGCUCUAAUGACCGGUGCGAAGUUUGCAAACUACUGAUUGGUUUAUUAUAUCGUAAUUGCUAUCUCCUUAAAAUAAAUAAGAAAAAAUAUGUGCCAGGGUAAUAAUAAGCCACUUCUGAUUUUUAUUACAAUAAAUGUCACUUACGCAUCACCAGCAUGCACUUAGUUCUUAAUGUAGACCAAAAUGAUUACGAGUGGGGUGAUCGUGGGCGCAGCAAACAAGCAAUUAUCAAUCCCGUCUAGGUGUGUCACAUCCAUGCCGGUCCUUCCUUUAUUCGGAUCCCAGGUCGGUGAACUGCCGUAAUACCGCAUAAAGGAGGGACCAUUUCAGCCUGACCAUCCACCCAGAGGAACGAGUUAUCCAACGCUCUUAUAAUCUCGAGGAUCAUGAUUAUUGUGUCUUGACAGUCUUUAGACGAGUUGAAAAUCGUAAAGAGACUACCUGGUGUUAAGCUACUGUUACAUUUAAUCAGAAGAAAUUGCCCAGGAGUUAUGUCGACAACGAACAUAUUAAACAAUUAUUUGCAGGCGUCAUUUGUUGACUGUCGAGUUAUCGUACCAGUCACGCACCCCCUCGUAUUUGAUUUUUACGCUAGGUGGACUUUCGGCGAGUACCGUACCUUCGCAAUCCGAACUACGAUGCAUGGUUUGAUGUCACUCGCCCACGUCUCCAGCUAGGAUACUGUUGCCUUUCUCUGGCCGAGGCUCUUGAGCGCCACCGCACUCUCCCAUCCAAAACUGAAGCUGUCUCGAAUACUGUGGCUGCGUUAUCUCACCUGGCCCCGACUUUCAGACUGCUUGGGUUUGCUCUGAGCGAGCGUGCGAAUGACUUACUGUCUUGUGUUCUGAAAGCAGUGGAAUCUCCCGGCGACUUCCCUGUGCUCGACGGACAGUGCGUAGGUGUUCAGAAAACAUUUGAUUGUUUACGAUUGGGCUUAUAAAUACUAUUUAUUGACAGUUCUCCUUCGUCAUCUUUAGCUCAACUGCAUAAAAAAGCUGAUCGAGUCCUGCGCUACACGCCCUGAGGAUGCGAAACUGAGGCCUGGCGAACCACCUCUUUUAAAACCGUCCGAAGUCUCCGCAACCUUGGAGAAAUUCGAGGUAUUUCCUGAAAGUCCUCCUUGACUGGACCCCGUGCGCAUCCUUCGGUUAAUUAGGUGCUCAGGGUAGACUUGCUCUAGAAUAUUUCGAAAGUUCACAGAAUAGUUCUUACCAUACCUGAAUAUUGUGGCCAAGGAAAGUUAGUAUAAAAGACAGUUUUCUCUGACACACAGUGAGUUUUCACUUAAUUUCAAAUGUGCGCCUCUCUAUUACUUCUACAAAUGGUUCCCAUUGGGAGUUCAUUGAGCUAAUCUGGGCAAACAUGCGAUUAUGAUUAUCUAUCACCAGAUCUUUGGAAUGAUAGAGAUUAUGUACUCUUACCCUUAGAUGGAUAUACCUAACAAAGCUUUAAACACAGCAACCCAAGGUAAACAAAGACGCAUCCCUUCGAAUUGUAAAUUGGCGCAACUUUCCAUCUUUCUGUGAAAUUUACUGUCAUCGCCUUGAGGGUGCCAUCCGUUAGCAGUUUAUUGAAUAAAAGGCAAUUAGUUGAGUUUCUGCACUGAAACAGGUAAGUAUACCCGUAUGAAUGGGGAAAAAAUGGUGACUGUCUGAAAACGCAGUACAGUAGGACAGUACAGCAUAGUUGAGCGAGAUUUUCAGACGGAUGACCGACAGGAUUUGGACACGGCCGAUUUUUUCACUCAUCGCCGUCAUGCCAUAUACGAAUAAUUAAGGCCUUAUGGUGAAUAAAUGAUUGUUUGCCAUUGCGUAGACUUGCUGAUCAAGUUUAUUUCAUUACUGACGCCUAUCCAUCAUAUUUCGCCUUUUGGCACUUGUAGUGGCACAUUGUCUGUCAGCGGCGUGUGUUCUCGGUCGAAAACGGGGUCGUGCUACCAAGCACGUAGAAGCCUUUGACAGAAUUCUGCCGGUUUCAUCGGCUACUCUACGCCUCGUACUCUUGCUUAGAACGUCAACACCUCGUCGGAGCGGAUGAAUACAGUGACUAAUCAGAGAGGCCAGACUAAUUGGGACUUAGUAUCCGCCCCCAUCAACGGCACAUGCUACAGAAAUCCUUUGCAAUAACGUAAAUUCUAUCCAUCUGUUUGUUUUUCAUGACCUACAGUCAGUGACCGAUCUCAUGAAAUGUUAGCCGAAAUUCUGAAAUGCGUUUUCGAUUGGGAAGAAUUACGUAGACGAGGUUGUAACGCUGAUAAUUAUGCGGCACUAUCACAUGACAUAUCAGAGUCGCCAUGAUGUUGGCUUUUGAGUACAACUCUUUUCGACUUCCUGUAGAAAUCGCACUCGGUAAAAAAAUGUCCACUUUAGUGGUAUGAAUUUUUGCGUUGAUUUUUAUGGCCUUAUAAAUUCAAAUAUAUUUUAUAGAAAACGUGCGCAAAAAUAUUCUUCUACUCAUCUGGUAGCAAAUUACGUCGUCUUCGCAUCUUUAUACUCGGAGAAAGGACAUAUUUAGGCUUUUAAAAAGUUCCCAAUUGUUGGAUUUUCUUUGACCGUGCAAUGUCCACUCAUACAUCAUACCUGUUCUUUUAUUAAUACGCCUUAUGAUGUCUUGAACAUGGUCUGCUUCCAUUGCAUAGUCUCAUGAGAUCUAAAUGCUAUCUUCUUAAGGACACGAGGGAAUGUAUGGUGAAGAACUUAUGAUUUUCCUUAUGCGGAAAGUGUACACCUCGUAGACUGAAAUCAUAAAAUGCUAAUGCUGCUGAUCUGGCUGAUCUAGCUGAAAUUAUUUCGGGAAUCGGAAGCCUUUUUCCAAACUUAAAUAUAUUCUUCCUUUGAGUAUAGUGUGCGAAGACGACGUGACUUGAUACCCAUCGAGUAGAAGAAAGAAUGUUUUUGCCCGCGUUUUCCAUAAAAUCUAUUUGAAUUUAUGACAGCAUCAAAAACUGAUGUGAAAAAUCCAUACUGCCUAAGUAGUUAUUUUUCCCGAGUGCGGUCUUUACAGGAGGUCUGAAAAAAGUGCAUCCAGAAGUCAAUAUACUGGCGAGUCCGAUAUAUCAUGGGAUUAUGUCAAAUAAUAGUGGACGUUACAGCUCGCCUUAGUAAUCCUCCCUAAUCGAAGAUGCAUUCCAGAAUUUUUGCCAACAUUUCAUCAGAUCCGUCACUGACUGUAUGUAGCUGCUUCUCGAAAAGGUCAGGCAAAUAUAGCAAUGGUAAUGAGAGUUUGCGUGCCACCUUUCCAAAAACACGGCAACCCCCUCUUUCAUCUAUAUUGUUCUCGGGUUAACUUUCAGUAGGUCUUCAUGUCAUCCUAAUUAGCAUCCUUUAUAAGACCGUAAAUUACAACUGAUCGCAAUGUCUUGGAGUAGCAAGUGCAGGUCAAAUUCGAACAUUCACCCGUCCUAUGAAUGUUCUGCCUCGAAACAAAGAAGUCGAGCCUCUUGUUUUUCGUAUCAUGGCUUCACGUCUAAACUCUGGAUGCCUUUCAGGAGCUCUCAGAGAGACUCAAGCCUACCGAAAAGACCCUGGAGACAGAAGUCGCCAAUUUUGUGUCUAAAACCACUGCUGACUCGACCAUUCUAGCACAGGAGAAGGCGCGAGUGGAAGAACUUUACACCGAAUUCGCUGCCACCCGUGAGCAAGUUUGGCGACGGGAGAACUCAAGGAUCCGACGCAAAAUGGUACUCCACGAAGUAAAGAGCAAACUGCGCGAACUCCUUGACGAAGAAGAGCGCCUGACCUACUUCGACAACCUCAGCACGAUCGAGCAUCGUGCAUGGUUGGCCACACGCACCCGUCGAGAGCGUCAGUGGUCUCGCUUAAAGGAGUGGAAACAGGAGUUACGGGAACAUCAGGCUAGAAAACAGAGUUCCCGCGAGUCACUUUCGGAGGUCUAA